This is a messenger RNA of Micropterus dolomieu (smallmouth bass), 859 nucleotides long. RefSeq names its product stonustoxin subunit beta-like. NCBI's taxonomy places the organism in Eukaryota, Metazoa, Chordata, Actinopteri, Centrarchiformes, Centrarchidae. Gene Ontology annotation, molecular function: protein binding. The record is from RefSeq and is a predicted model, not a curated record. Bases 1 to 669 code for a protein of 222 amino acids. The transcript is spliced from 3 exons.
AUGUUUAACUCUCAGGAAAACAUAUUGGCCAAUCUCAGGGUGGAGCCUGCUGGAGUCCGAUGGCUGACACCAGGUCUGAGGAAGUAUUCCUGUGAACUCACAGUCGACACAAACACAGUACACAGAAACAUCAAGCUGUCUGACGACAACAGGAAGGCGACAUGUGUGUUAGAGAACAUGUCAUAUCCGGAUCAUCCAGACAGGUUUGACCAGUGUCCUCAGCUGCUGUGUAGAGAUGGUCUGACUGGUCGCUGUUACUGGGAGGUCGAAUGGAGAAAAAGCGUUAACAUAUCAGUGAGUUACAGAGGAAUCAGAAGGAGAGGAGAGAGAGAAGACUGUGUGUUUGGAUUGAACGAUCAGUCCUGGAGUCUGAGCUGCUCUGAUCGUGAUGGUUACUCUGUCUGGCACAAUAACAGAAGAACAACCACCUCCUCCUCCUCCUCCUCCUCCUCCUCCUCCUCCUCCUCCUCCUCCUCCUCCUCCUCCUCCUCUAACAGAGUAGCAGUGUAUGUGGACUGUCCUGCUGGCUCUCUGUCCUUCUACAGAGUCUCCUCUGACACACUGAUCCACCUCCACACCUUCAACACCACAUUCACUGAACCUCUUUAUCCUGGCUUUGGGUUCGGGUCCUGGGAUUCUGGUUCUUCAGUGUCUCUGUGUUCUGUUUAGGAGGGAGAGUCUCCUCCUGUUGGAGAAACAUUCUUACUGCUGAACAGAUCAGUUGAGUCUGUACAGUUACAGAAAUCGUUCAGGUGUUUGGGAAACUCACCUUUGUACGGGGCCUUCAAGUAAAACCUCUCUGUCUGAUAUUUCACACCUGGUGUACUUCGCCUUUCGCUCGUUGUCAGCUGGGAUUGGC